AUCCGGUUCCCUACGUUCUCACCCGGAACACAGGAACUGUACCCGGUUCUGGUUAUUUUAAGUCAUGUGUUUCUAUUUGAAGUUUUUAUUUAUUGUGACUCAUCCUUGUUGCAGAACGUCGAUCAGCUCUGGUUCUAGAUGUUCUGUAGAAAGAAACGUUGGUUUCCAUCAUGGGGACCUUUUCUCCUUUAAUCAUUACCAUCAUCCUGGUGAGCGUGGGGUUUGUUGGAUCUUCAUCGUUGUGUCUUUCUGAACAGAUUCUGGUGAACCAUGUCUGCCAGUCUGGACGACGCCGACAGCGUGUUCGACCUGAACGAAGCUAUCCCAGAGACCGAGCUGCUGGACAACAGUAUCCAGAAAGGCCGAGCGCAGCUGUCCGUCAAAGCACACAGGCACCGCCCCUCCAGGUCCCGUUACCAUGACAGUAUGAGCUCCACGGAGGGUGAUGAUGGUCUGGACAGGAAGGACAGUCCAUUACAGUCCACCCGUGCACCUCUCCACCUGGCCACGCAUGGCUCCUCACCCUCACCUGAUUUGCUGUUGUCCUCUCGAAGCCCAGCCUUCUCCUUUGACACAUCACUGGGGCGGCACUCUCCAGAGGACGAAGACUCGUCAUUGGCUGCUCCGCCACAGGGGCGGUACCAUCAGCUGACCAAUGCAACGUCACAAGAGGCUCUGGUGACCCCCAGCAGCUCACCAUCUAAAUCCUGCCCCUCCUCCGACUGCUCACCUGCCUAUAUGAGGAGGAACAGGAGGCCCGACAGUGAAGGUACACACACCUGGAUCAUCAUCACGUGUCUGAGUUGUGAUGAAGAACCAGAACCAGGUUCAGGUCUGACCGCAGAGUCGGCUCUCAGUGAGGAGUUUUCGCCUCCUCACACCUCCUACUCCACCUCCCCUCCUGGUGAAUCCUCCUCCAGAUCCUCCCAUCCAUACCACACCCUGUCCCAGUCCUCCGACGAGCCCUGUGACGAGCCGUCCUCAGCGAUGUCCUCCUGGACCACCCAGCAGGUCUGUCAGUGGCUCAGAGGACUCAACAUGGAGCAGUACGUCCCAGAAUUCAGCGCUAAGGACAUCGAUGGAGAGCAGCUGCUGCAAAUGGACGGCAGCAAGCUGAAGGGUCUGGGCGUGUUUAGUUCUUCUGAUCGCAGCGCGCUGAAACGUCGCAUUAGAGACGUCCAAACUGCAGCGGAGAAGGAGAGGAAAGCUCUGGAAAAGCUGGAGAAACAGAAAGCGAAGCAGCGAAGGAAAGACCAGGAGCAGUGCAGGAGCUAAGUCCCACCACCAGGGGGAGGCAGAGGACCAGGACAGCAGGGAGGGCUCAGCACUAUAAACUAUACUUCAUUCAUAUGUCCAGCCUGGAAAAUUCCUGGAUGUAAACAGUUAAAUGAGACGAGAAGACGAAGACUUGAAAAGUUAUUAAAGAUUGGAAACGUCUUAGGCUGCAUCUUUAUUUAGAGUUGAUGGCUAUGGAGGCCUUGAAGGGACAAAUUUGGAACAUGAUGUUUCUGUUUCAUCAUCAUUCAGCAAACGAGUUGAACAUAAAUAUUAAAAGUUGCUUCUUUAAUUUGAUGUGAAGUCAGUGUGAAAACAGGAAAUCCCAACCA
Melanotaenia boesemani (Boeseman's rainbowfish) is the source of this 1607-nucleotide messenger RNA. Its product is annotated as sterile alpha motif domain-containing protein 14-like. Bases 271 to 1275 code for a protein of 334 amino acids. The transcript has 8 exons. Gene Ontology annotation, biological process: neuron projection development; actin filament organization; calcium-mediated signaling. The record is from RefSeq and is a predicted model, not a curated record. Gene Ontology annotation, molecular function: actin filament binding. NCBI's taxonomy places the organism in Eukaryota, Metazoa, Chordata, Actinopteri, Atheriniformes, Melanotaeniidae. Gene Ontology annotation, cellular component: postsynaptic density; dendrite; actin cytoskeleton.